CCCUUAAAAAAUGCAACAAGAUCAAUUGUAUGAACUCGAUUUCAAUAAUUUUAUUGAAGUUAAUCCAACACCUCCUCAGCAUCAAUCUAGCUUCGAAGAAUCAAUGCUUCUCAAUUGGAAUUUGAAAGACAAAGCAAAACACAAUGUAUCACAAGACAUUGAUCCAAGAGCAGCUCAGUUAUAUUCUUCACCUUUAAGUUCUCCCACAAACGGUUUUCCAACACCAAUAUCUGAAGACUUGUUAACGAAUACACCUGAGAACAAAACGCUUGAUCCAUUGUUUCCUUUGCUUGAUAUUUCUCCCAUUGAGCAGACUUUUAAAACAGUGGGUCCGUUGUGUCAGUUACAAAAAGCUGAUCAAGACAAAACUGCUAUCAAGCUAGAAGAUCAUGAAACACGGCGUUGGAGACAGACAAACAGAAACCUUUCUAGUUCAACUACUGUUUCUCAAUUAGUAGCCAGUGCCUUUGCUACUGUUGAUUUUACUAUCCGCAACAAAGAGUUACUUGAGAGUCAACAAGAACAAGCGUCUUUUGGACCUGAUCCGGACUUCAAGCUUAGAAAAGUAGCGCAUAAUGCGAUUGAGCGCCGUUACCGAAACAACAUCAAUGAUCGUAUCCGGGACUUAAAGAACGCCGUACCAGCUCUCUAUAUGGCCAAAGUCAAGAAAGAUAAACGAUCCAUGAGCAACAAAAAAGGCGAGGAUAUCCAAGAAACUUCGUCUAGUGAAGAGGACUCAGAUGCUAAAGAUUCGGAGGAUGAUAGUAGUAGUCAUGAAUCCAAGAAGCAGCGCAGCAAGCAAAACACCAUAGGCGAGAUUAUUGAAGGUGUAGAAGUUGCUCGUAAACUCAACAAGGCAACUAUCUUACAGAAAGCAACUGAGUAUAUUCAUUAUCUAAAGCGUACGAUUGCACUAGCUGAACGAGAAAGUCAAAUACUACAACAUAUUAUAGCUCAAAUGCCAGAUGGAAGUAAAUUUCUGUCUAGUUUCCAAACACAAAAGGUUGAGUUUCAACAAGCAGAACAAGAAAGACUUAUGAACGAGAGAAAAGCUAACAUCGAGAAAGAAAGGCAACUGCGAGAACGUAUGCUUCGUGAGCGUGCUGCAGAACGUGCUGCUCUGGCCAGAGUGUUACCCAAACGUGAAAGAAGACCUUAUCAUCGCAAAAGCAAACAAGAAUUAGAAGAGAAAAGGAGACAAGAGAAACUACUCAAGAAGAAGCUCAAGUCUGAAAAACAAGAGCAAGUAAUGCCUCAUUAUAACGAAUAAUAUCCCAACAAUGCACUGUGUUAUGCAAAGUAUUUCGCUUUUAAGAAUUCAUAUGUCACUGGCUUGCACAUCAUUUAUGCUUUAUGAUCUAUUGUAUAUGCUAUUUUUCUUUUUUUUUCUGAACACUUUUAUACCCUUU
Molecule: messenger RNA, 1409 nt
Organism: Gilbertella persicaria
Lineage: Eukaryota; Fungi; Mucoromycota; Mucoromycetes; Mucorales; Choanephoraceae
Product: helix-loop-helix DNA-binding domain-containing protein
Exons: 2
Coding region: 11-1270 (419 amino acids)
Molecular function (GO): protein dimerization activity
Source: RefSeq, a predicted model, not a curated record